GUGACAGAUGCAUCAUGCAACUGGGAGAGCACAUGUUUAACAGGAUGGGAUCUGAUGUGACCAAACAUGACUACAUCCGACAGAAAAUGAGAGAAGUUGGCAGACUUCUUCUUGAAGCAAGAAGGAUAACCCCACUGAAAACAAUGGAGGACUUCAUGAUACCAGCAAACUUCAAACAUGUCAUAUCAGCUGUGAAAGUUGUGUCUGGCUUUGACGAAGAGAAGAACUCUUACCGCAUUCCCUCUUUAGCCCUCAAACUUGGACAUUCUUUAAAAAAGAUCUGUAGCAUUGUUGAAAGUAAUGCGAUGAUGUAUGGAGACCAUGAGCGUGCUGAGUGUGCUCGAGACUUCAGAAAAGUACACGAAGCAAGGUGGAAUGAAUACAUUUCUGCUGGUGCUAUAACUACAUUGAAGGAAGCCAAGUGGAAUGCACCACAGAUCAUUCCUUUCACUCAGGAUGUCAAAGUCCUGCACGCACAUCUAGAAAAGAAACGGGAUAAAUUCCUUAAUAAACUUAAAAACUGCCCCUCUGCAGACAGCUAUGCUGCUUUGGCCAAAGUCACACUCUCCCAAGUUAUCCUGUUCAAUAGACGAAGAGAAGGUGAGGUGUCACGGAUGCUUUUGUCAGCUUUUCAAAGCCGGGAUUCUUCUGAGCUGCAUGAAGACAUAGCCAUCUGUCUUUCUGAGUUCGAGAGGAAGCUGUGUAAACACUUUACCAGAGUAGAGAUCCGUGGUAAGCGAGGGAGAAAGGUCCCUGUCCUCCUCAAACCUUCAUUGGUUUCUGCCAUGGAGCUGCUUGUUGAAACACGUGAGGCUUGUGGUGUCCCAAAUGAGAAUCCUUUUAUGUUUGCCAGAUCUGGUGCAAUGUCUGCCUACAGAGGAGGAGAGUGCAUAAGUAAAGCUGCUCGUGAAUGUGGCAUUAAGAAUCCUGAAGCUCUUUCCUCAACCAGGCUCAGGAAACACAUAGCUACCAUGUCAAAGAUUCUCAACCUUGAUGAAAAUGAAGCAGAUCAACUGGCUGAUUUUCUCGGUCACGAUAUAAGGAUCCACAGACAGUAUUACCGGUUACCAGAGGGGACAUUGCAGCUGGCAAAAAUGAGUAAGGUCUUAAUGGCAAUGGAGAAAGGAACACUGUCCAGCUUUAAAGGAAAGAGACUUGAUGACAUUGAAAUCGACCCAAAUGAGCAACUUGAGGCCGAAGGUGAUACAAUGUCAAGUGAUGAAGAGGAUUGUAGUGACCUACCUCAGACAACAUCACCAGUACCAGCAGAGACUGAUCAACCAUCUGCUUCACAGAAAGAUCAAGGUUCAUCAAUACCUCCAAAAAGAAAAUGGGAAGAAGUUGAGGUAAAAGCUGUUGAAAAACACAUGAUGAAGUUCAUAAAGACAUGCAAAGUUCCUGGUAAGCAAGACUGCGAGAGAUGCAUUCACGCAGAGCCAGAAGCCUUGAAGGAACGUACGUGGACUGGUGUGAAAAAUUAUGUGCGAAACAGGAUCACCACUUUAAAAAAACAGGGUGGAUUAUAGGGGAGCAAAUUAAAAACACUUUUUUUCUUUUUACUGUUAUAAACAGAGCAUGGUGAGGA
This is a messenger RNA of Paramisgurnus dabryanus, 1585 nucleotides long. The record is from RefSeq and is a predicted model, not a curated record. Lineage: Eukaryota; Metazoa; Chordata; Actinopteri; Cypriniformes; Cobitidae.